UUGGUGUCAGUGAUAAAAAGCCCCAACUGAACGGUGUCGAUGUUGACAAUCUGAAAUACCAACAUGCACUGUUUUGGCUAUAUAAUUUUUGUCCUAUUAUGGACAAAUUGUAUUCUUCAGAAGGUAUCCCAGCAGAUGCAAGUUCCAUAUGAUGACUUGGUCAAUCUACUUACUGAGCCAGAGAUUCCAGCAAGUUGUGGUCCUCCACCUGCUAUUGGUAACGCAAUGCUUCUAAACAACAGAAGACAGGAAUUCUUAUCAGGUGAAACUGUGAUAUAUCAGUGCUACAGGCUGUACGAAAUGGAGGGCACUCCAAUUGCAAAGUGUGAGAAUGGCCAUUGGAGAGGUGUUCCGAGAUGUGUUCAAACUUGUAGAGCUGAUGAUGUUGAUAUGGACCGCAACAAUAUUCAACUGAGGUGGAUUACCAAGUCAACCUCUAUGAGAUCGUCUGAUUAUUGGAUGGAGUUUGUGUGUAAACCAGGAUUCCAUAAGCAUCCAUUAUCAUCACCAUUUAUGAAACAAUGUGUAAAGGGACGAUGGGUGUAUCCCAGAUGUGUAUAAUAGAGUUAACUAUUUUUUAAUUCGCCUAUUAAAAAUCCACACAUAUUCACAUAACUUUUUCCUUGCAUGUUGGCGUAUAAUUGCCUGUCUUUAAGGUACUUUUAAAAAUCAGAAAGAAAGAAUGAAGGGGCAAAUUGUGUUGAUUCUUAUCCUGUCUGCUGACAUCUCCUGUAAUUGGUGAUUAUUUGUGAGCUCUUUGGUCUUUAGAAUCCUCAGAAGUGAAACUUACCAUAUUUUUCGGAGUAUAAGACACACCGGAGUAUAAGACGCACCUACCUUUUUUGGUGAGGAAAAGAAGAAAAAUAAAUCUCCCUCUGCCUCUGAGCAAUUUUGCCUCGUUGGACCAAACAGUAAACAGCCUGCUCUACUUUCAUUUUCUUUUUCAGCAUAGCUUGAUUAGCACAAGGGAAAAAAAUCUGCUCCAGCAAUUUACCUCUUUGCAACAAGCAGCAGAGCCCUGCGCAAAACAGCUCAGAGCAAAUCAGCUGAGAGUCGGGAGGCCGAUCCAAUCAACAUGUGCUUAUUAGGCUGUGCUGAAGCUGAAAGUAGCUGUUUUUUCUUGCUGUUUGCUUGCAAGGAGGUAACUGCUGCGAGGCAGAGACCAAAGGGUGGGGGCCAGUGGGUGGGCGGGGCUACAUUCGGUGUAUAAGAUGCACCUAAAGUUUCACCCCCUUUUAGGGGGAAAAAGGUCUUAUACUCCGAAAAAUACAGUAAGUGAUAUGUUUUCAUCUGUUCAGAAGAACAAAUACUAAUCAGGUUUCCUAUUUAAUCAUAAUUUCCACCCCUUCUUGAUUUACAUUGUGUGCCAUCUCAAAAUCCCAUCUGAAGGAGGGAUUACAAUACAUUACUCUGCCAAUCCACCUUUCAACUGUAGACCAUUGUAAGAAUCCUAGUACCUAGAACUGCUGUUUCAAACUGGCAUUUCAGGUUGUCAUAGCAAACUCACAGGAACCAGGAUAUUUUAAAGGGAAACACAAUGAUAUUCAACAUCUGCAGCGCAGAAACUGCUAAUUGAGCAUCACUGUGUUUCCUUGAAAAUUUAAAAUAUUCCACAGCGCUCCUAUGUGAAUUCAUUGUUUCUAUUAAACUCAUAGUUCCCAAACUGUGUGCCAUGAUGCCGCAAGGUAUCAAAGCCAGUUCAUGAAUUGAGGGGCAUUGUGAAAAACCUACUGAGAUACUAUGGGCACCAUGAACCAAGAAUGUUUGGGACUUACACACUUUUCCAAAGAUUGAUUUAGUCCUGCCAGCUUAUCAAUAUCAUCUGUAGUGGCCUCCCAUUAGUUUAAUGGGGCUAUGUGUUACAGCACUGCUAUAUAAACUAUCCUUUCAGCAUUCUGGCCUGUGGUUUCUAUUUUAAAAAUGUGCAUGUGACAGAUAACUUGUGUAAUUAUUUUUUCAGCCAUUAAUUAAAAACAAGGCCUUUAGUUGUAAAACAAAGAAUGUUAAAUUAAUUGCUUUAAAACUUUUAGGAGUUUACUAGGAUAGCAACUGACAGAGCAGGUCAUAUUGUACUGAAAAGAAUUCUAAGGCUACCAGGUGGUAAUUAAAGAAGCUACAAUUCAUCAAGAAAAUGUGAGGAUGACUGUGUUUGCCAUAAUCUGUUUAAUUCAAAUUAUAUACAAUACAUAGAACAUCGCAUGAGUUUUUAUCCUUGUUAAAAACUCUCAUUUUUAGAAAGCUGGGAUUUGUAUAAAGGGAAGUAUGUUUAAAAGCAUCCUGUAUAUUGUUAUUCUAAUUACAUACUGCUUAAGUUGUUCUAACAUGUUAAUGUUAAAGAAGAUAUAAGGAAGAAGCAAACCUUCUGGGAUGAAAUAAUGUAAGCCAUAAAUUUGUCACUUGUGGAAAGUUAGGUAGAAUCAAUAUUCUUUAUUGUUUGAAUCUCACAUAUUAUCAAUGUCUUUUAUUCUUUGAUCACUUGAUUCCUGAUGUAUCACAUAUAUUUUGUAUGUAUCAUUUGUUUCUGUAUUGUACAAAAAACCACCCCUUGAAUAAAGACUGCUUACUUUGCCUGAA
Messenger RNA from Pantherophis guttatus, 2574 nucleotides. RefSeq names its product complement factor H-related protein 2-like. Gene Ontology annotation, molecular function: complement component C3b binding. Lineage: Eukaryota; Metazoa; Chordata; Lepidosauria; Squamata; Colubridae. The record is from RefSeq and is a predicted model, not a curated record. Gene Ontology annotation, biological process: complement activation.